GUAGUUACGUUAGCAAUAUAUGAUCGUAGUUUUUUUACGUAUAUAGAGUUAUCAUUUUGAUAUCAUCGUCAAUCUUAAAUAAAAAUUAUAUUUUAAAUAUAUAUAAUUUAUAGAACUGCAGAAAUUCUCUCAAUAUUAUUUGUGCAAUAAUUCCAAUUUAAGGUUAUAAACAGUAAAAAUCAGGAACAAAAUGUGUAAAACAAACUGUAAACCGAAAAUAAUUAUCUUUGAUUUAGACUAUACUUUAUGGCCAUUUUGGGUUGAUACUCAUGUUAUACCUCCUUUUAAAAAGAAAGGAAAUGAUGUAGUAGAUUCUCGUGGUCAAAUUAUUCAAUAUUACAAAGAAGUACCUGAUGUAUUAAAACAUUUAUAUGAAGAAGGAUAUGAACUUGGUGUUGCAUCUCGUACAUCAGAAAUACAAGGUGCCAAACAAUUAUUAAAUCUGUUUAAUUGGGACAAGUAUUUGAAAUAUAAAGAAAUUUAUCCAGGAUGUAAAGUAACUCAUUUUUCUAAGAUUCAAAAAGCAUCAGGAAUUGAUUAUAAAGAUAUGGUGUUUUUUGAUGAUGAAGAUAGAAAUAUUGUUGAUGUGGGUAAACUUGGUGUUACUUGUAUAUUUGUUAAAAAUGGUGUGAAUCAUGCACUUGUAGAAAGCGUCCUUAAAAAAUUUUAAUUUUUAUAAUUUAAGAGAAAUGUAUAUAAUAAAUAGCUUUAUUUUUAUA
Messenger RNA from Bombus huntii, 719 nucleotides. RefSeq names its product magnesium-dependent phosphatase 1-like. The coding region runs from base 191 to 670 and encodes 159 amino acids. The record is from RefSeq and is a predicted model, not a curated record. Gene Ontology annotation, molecular function: acid phosphatase activity. Lineage: Eukaryota; Metazoa; Arthropoda; Insecta; Hymenoptera; Apidae. The transcript is spliced from 4 exons.